Elaeis guineensis (African oil palm) is the source of this 2204-nucleotide messenger RNA. RefSeq names its product WD repeat-containing protein 26 homolog. Lineage: Eukaryota; Viridiplantae; Streptophyta; Magnoliopsida; Arecales; Arecaceae. The record is from RefSeq and is a predicted model, not a curated record. Gene Ontology annotation, molecular function: protein binding.
GCGGAGGAUUUCAUUGUGCCAGAAUGGUUUGGCCCUCACUCUUUUCCAUCCUGACCUAGGGCACGCACGAGAGAGACGACUCCCUUCGCUCCCACUCUCGCUCGUCUCUUCUGCCUCUCGGCUCUUUCUCGGACGGCGGCCCGCCGGCGAGGCAUCCGAGGCUUCGGAUUGACCGCUCCGCUGAUCGGCCGCUGAUUGAGGAACCUUUCGUUGCAUUCAUCUCAUCAGUUUGCUCAAGCUCUUGCAAAUAUAUAUGGGCUGAAUCUGGCAUUUCAUGGGAGGUGUUGAAGAUGAUGAACCGCCGUCAAAACGUGUAAAGGCAUCCACAGAAGAUUUGGGGAGACCCUUUGAUAAUUCAUCUCGCUCGGUGCCCUUCAGUCCUUUGGGAGGCUCGAUGGCCAGGCCUUUACCAUCCCAAGGGAAAGAUGAUAUGAUUGGUUCUAAAGGGGUAAUUAAAAAGGUGGAAUUUGUAAGGAUCAUUACGAAGGCUCUUUAUUCUCUCGGUUACGAGAGAAGUGGAGCAGCCCUAGAGGAGGAGUCAGGGAUAUGCUUGCAUUCCUCGGCGGUUAAUCUUUUCAGGAAGCAAGUUCUUGAUGGAAAUUGGGAUGAAAGUGUGCUUACAUUGCAUAAAAUAGGACUUAGUGAUGAAAGUAUCCUAAAAUCUGCAUCUUUUUUGAUAUGGGAGCGUAAAUUCUUUGAACUUUUGCAAAAAGAUAGAAUCAUGGAUGCAUUAAAGACAUUGAGAAGUGAGAUCGCUCCUCUUGGCAUUGAUAAAAAGCGAGUGCAUGAGCUUUCAUGUUGUAUUGUCUCUCCUCAACAGCGUGUGCUACUUGGGUUUGCCAAUCUGGGACUUGAGACUUCAAACUCACGACUGAAGCUUCUGGAGGACUUGCAAAAAUUGUUUCCUCCCACUGUUAUGAUACCUGAAAGGCGGUUAGAGCAUUUGGUUGAACAGGCUCUUAGUGUGCAACGGCAAGGUUGUUAUUUGCACAACUCCUUGGAUAAUUCACUGUCAUUGUACACUGACCAUCACUGUGGGAAAGACCAGAUUCCUUCUCGUACAGUACAGGUAUUGCAAGCACACCAUGAUGAAGUAUGGUUUUUGCAGUUCUCAAAUAAUGGGAAAUAUUUAGCAUCAUCAUCGAAUGACAGAUCUGCCAUUAUAUGGGAGGUUCAUGAAGAUGGGGAAUUGUCAUUGAAGCACAUGCUAACUGGUCAUCAGAAACCUGUCCUGAUGCUUGCAUGGAGCCCUGAUGACCGCCAGCUGCUCACAUGCGGAAUGGAAGGAGCUGUGAGGCGCUGGGAUGUUCAUACUGGAGAUUGUCUCCAUGUCUAUGAAAAAGGUGGUCUUGGCCUGAUUUCUUGUGGUUGGUUCCCGGAUGGAAGACAAAUUUUUUCUGGUGUGACAGAUAAGAGCACUUGCUUGUGGGAUUUGGAUGGGAAAGAACUGGAAUCUUGGAAAGAGCAGCGAACAACUAGGACCUCUGAUGUGGCAAUCACAAAAGAUGGCAGGUGGAUAAUAAGCAUAUGCAGGGAAACUGCAAUUAUGUUGGUUGAUAGGGAAGCGAAGCUGGAGAAGCUGAUUCAAGAGGACCAGACGAUUACUUCAUUUUCGCUAUCCAGUGAUGACAAAUUUUUGCUUGUAAAUCUAGUGAACCAGGAGAUUCACUUGUGGAGCAUAAAGGAUGAUCCAGGACUUGUCACCAGAUACAGAGGUCACAAACGCAGCCGGUUUCUAAUAAGGUCUUGUUUUGGGGGAUAUGAACAGACUUUCAUUGCUAGCGGUAGUGAAGAUUCACAGGUGUAUAUAUGGCAUCGGGAAACUGGAGAACUCAUCAAGGCACUACCAGGACACUCUGGGGCUGUCAACUGUGUCAGCUGGAACCCAGCAAACCCUCACAUGCUUGCGUCAGCCAGUGAUGACCAUACAAUCCGCAUCUGGGGACUAAACAGGGCUAACCUGAAACGCAAAGAAGCUUACAGCAAUGGAGUCACCCACCAGUGUAAUGGAAAAGGUCAAUGAUAGGAGAACAUUGAAAUGGUCAAGUUCUUAGUUUCCGUAAUUAGUCCAUCAUUGACUGUGUAAAUCCAUCUCGUGUUCUCCUUUUCAUGGGCACUCAUAAGAAAGAAGCCUGUAAACGUAAACAAUUGCUACCAGCCCAUAAGCAAUCUAAUAUGAUUAUUUGGUUCGUCCAUUCAUUUCU